Messenger RNA from Geodia barretti, 351 nucleotides. Lineage: Eukaryota; Metazoa; Porifera; Demospongiae; Tetractinellida; Geodiidae. The record is from the annotation of a GenBank genome assembly.
AUGAAACGCGAUUACACACAGACAACCGCCCGGUUUCAAAAGCUGUAUCGCAACGUCCAAACCCAUCGCAAGAUUUUCCAAUUCGGCGUUGAUAUGAAUGCGGAGUGCCUGAAAGACACGGGUCGCAGGAUGGAUUUUGGAUACGCCGUGGGGGACGGCUUGCUUGACAAUCUCUGCGAGUUGCGUUGUCGUCGCUAUCGGUGUUUCUCGUCUCGUCUGAAUAAUCCGAUGGGCAAUCCGUUUCGCGAAUCGCUCUUCGCCGUACCGUUUGAAAAUUUCAACAAGGACAUCCAUUGGACUGUCGUUGACUACCUGCAUCGCUGUAAGAGCCGCUUCCCGCUCUCUAUUUAA